GUACAUAGCCAGCCUCCUUACGCAACCAUGAUCAAGAUGUAGAUAUCUUAAACUGAUACUGUACUAUAAUAUACAAGCUAUACAAUACCACCUUCCAAUCUUGCAGACAUUUUAACUAAACGCAAGGAGGACGUUUCAAGAAUCCAUUAAUUCAAUAUGAUCUCAAUAUAAUCUACUGGGUUGACGUUUUGUUCAUAGUCUACAUUAAUUAGUAAAGUUCAUCGCAUCGCUUAGUUGAUGGACAGCUUUCUUUACACGAUGAGCUCCACCUCACCUUUUCAUCUGUCGGUGAAAGAUGCUUUCAGAUCACCAGUAUGAAGAACAUUACUGUUAUAAACAUGAUUGGAUCUCGAAAUGAUGUGCUCAGACUGAUAAUUCGGCCCGAAAUAAGUAAUUUGUGGUUUGCAUGUACACCCGAAAGAUCAACUCUAUUAACUCAUGCUCAAAUCACACACUCUUUCCCUAUAGUUCUUGUUCCUCAGUCAUGGAGGUGAAUGAAACAGCAACAAUCUUGUCCUCUGCACUUCUGGCGGUGGACUAUGUGGACUCGGUUCUGCCAGAGAACCCUCUGCAGCUGCCACUAGAGCAGGCAUGGAACCAUAUACUGCAGAGCUACACCAAGUUCCAGAUUGCUACCUGGGGUUCGCUGAUUGUGCAUGAGUUCAUCUAUUUCUUUUUCUGCCUGCCUGGCUUCAUCUUCCAGUUCCUCCCCUUCCUGCAGAAGUACAAGAUUCAGCAGGAUAAACCUGAGACAUGGGAGAAACAGUGGAAGUGUUUCAAGAUGCUGCUCUUCAAUCACUUCUGCAUCCAGCUGCCUCUGAUCUGUGGAACUUACUACUUCACUGAGUUCUUCAACAUCCCUUAUGACUGGGACUCAAUGCCCCGAUGGCCGCUCCUGCUAGCCCAGUGUUUUGGCUGUGCUGUGAUUGAAGACACCUGGCAUUACUUCCUCCACCGAGCUUUGCAUCAUCGUAGUAUCUACAAAUUCAUCCAUAAAGUCCACCAUGAGUUCACUUCUCCUUUCGGGAUGCAGGCUGAAUAUGCCCACCCUCUGGAGACUCUGAUUCUGGGCUCUGGAUUCUUCAUUGGCAUUAUGGUGUUCUGCAACCAUGUGGUGCUGCUCUGGGCCUGGGUCACCUUCAGACUGCUGGAGACCAUUGAUGUACACAGUGGUUAUGACAUUCCUCUGAACCCUCUGCACCUGAUCCCCUUCUACGCUGGGGCUCGUUUCCAUGACUUCCACCACAUGAACUUCGUUGGGAACUAUGGGUCCACCUUCACCUGGUGGGACAAGCUCUUCAACACAGAUGCCCAGUUCCACAAACAUCAGCAGAAACAGAAACAGCAGUGAGGGUGUUUGAGUGGAAGUGAGUGGAAAGAUGGCGAGACUUGUGAGUGAAUGAAUGAGUGAGUGAGUGAGUGAGUGAGUGAAUGAGGGAAAAUACAACGGGACAAGUGUAUGUGAGUAAAUGGAAGAGUAUGACGAUACGAGCAGAGAAGGUUCACAAAUGCAAGUUUGUAUUAUUGUGAGGCUUAACUGAUUCCUGGAUUUGUGUGAUCCUAACACCACCUAACACUAUGUCAUUAACCCACUGAGGCAUGCUAACAGCUGAGAAGCAUGGGCACAGAAGCUUGCAGUGGUGUGAUUUCUGAGCACUUUACAUUCCAUCUAUUAUUUCUUUUACCUCGCCCCUUGAGAAAAUAAAACAAGAUGGUGAUUUUUAGAUUGAAGUUUUUGCAUUAUAGGACUUUUUGCAUUUUGAGUUUGACUCCACAUAGGCCUUACAAUCUUUCAGAAGGUACGAGAUAUAACCCGUUUGAAACGUGGUUGUAAUCUUCAAAUGUUACUGACUGAGAUAAUGUGGAAGGACUGGCCACAUUUUCAUUUAAAUGUCCAAUUUGUAGUUUUCCUUGCGCUGGAAUGAAAAUAAAGACUUGAUACCAAUUGUA
Molecule: messenger RNA, 1950 nt
Organism: Clupea harengus (Atlantic herring)
Lineage: Eukaryota; Metazoa; Chordata; Actinopteri; Clupeiformes; Clupeidae
Gene: msmo1
Product: methylsterol monooxygenase 1
Exons: 5
Coding region: 407-1351 (314 amino acids)
Biological process (GO): lipid biosynthetic process
Molecular function (GO): iron ion binding; oxidoreductase activity
Source: RefSeq, a predicted model, not a curated record